This is a messenger RNA of Equus quagga, 930 nucleotides long. RefSeq names its product olfactory receptor 10A4-like. The transcript has a single exon. The record is from RefSeq and is a predicted model, not a curated record. The coding region runs from base 1 to 930 and encodes 309 amino acids. Gene Ontology annotation, biological process: G protein-coupled receptor signaling pathway. Gene Ontology annotation, cellular component: membrane. Gene Ontology annotation, molecular function: G protein-coupled receptor activity; olfactory receptor activity. NCBI's taxonomy places the organism in Eukaryota, Metazoa, Chordata, Mammalia, Perissodactyla, Equidae.
AUGGUCAGCACAGAAGAAGAAAAUAUGACUCAAGUUUCAGAAUUUAUCCUUUUGGGUUUGGGGGAUCUCCAUGGCCUUCAGUUUCUUCUUUUCGGGGUAUUUCUGGUCAUCUAUGUGAUGACUCUCAUAAGCAACAUUGUAAUCCUAACUGUGGUGUCAACUGAUCACUCCCUGCACACCCCUAUGUAUUUCUUUCUUGGCCACUUCUCCUGCUUAGAGAUUAGCUAUACCACUACCAUUGAGCCCACGAUGUUGAGGACAUUGCUAACAGCUCACGUACCUAUUUCUUUCCCAGGCUGUGCUUGCCAGUUUUAUUUUUUUGCUGCCUUGGUGGCUACAGAAUGCUUCUUCCUGGCUGUAAUGUCUUAUGAUCGCUACAUAGCCAUCUGUAACCCGUUGCAUUACUCCACCAUUAUGGACCACUGUGGUUGCUUACAGCUAGCUGGUGCCUCUUGGGUGGCUGGAUUUGUGGCACCUAUUCUUCUCAUGGUCUUCAUUUUUCGGUUAACAUUCUGUGCUGCCAAUGAGAUUGACCACUUCUUCUGUGAUUUGAAGCCCAUCAUGAAACUGGCCUGCACUGAUACUCAAGUAGCUGAGAUUAUCUCUUUUAUAUGCACCUCUUUAUUUGCCCUUGGCCCCUUCCUGCUAAAUCUGGCUUCUUAUACUUGCAUCAUCUCCACCAUUCUGAGAAUUCCUUCUAUCACAGGGAAGCAGAGGGCCUUCUCCACUUGUUCCUCCCAUCUGACAGUGGUCUGUCUGUAUUAUGGGACACUGGGCAUUGUCUAUGGCUUUCCAUCAGGGCCUCAGGAUGAAGACUUACUGAAGUUGCUUUCCCUUUUGUAUACAGUGCUUACCCCUGCGCUCAACCCUAUUAUUUACACCCUAAGGAACAAGGAUGUAAAGGUAGCUCUGAGAAAAUUGGUGCGUUGA